GCUCAGUGGAUGAUACACACACUCACUCACACACACUCACACACACUCACUCACACACACCAGCCAGAGCUUUUCGACAAAACAACUUGGGGCUCCUCCCUCAUUUACCAUUUAACAUCAAGCCAGAUUUGAAGUUUCUGCAGGAAUCUUCUUCUUCUUCUCUCUCCAGAUAUAUUUUAUACGUACAGCACCUUGGGGAAAAUGGGGAAAGUGAACAUCUGUUUGUAUCGGAGUUACAUCACCGUGGUUAGCUUCAUCGCGAUCAUCAGUGUCAUACUGUUGUCAGUGCUUCUGUUCGUCCACGGAUUCCUCAUCGAAACAGAAGAGGUAUCACCCAUACAUCCACGUGUUGCACAAUAGAUUUUCUCCACAGAUGCGUGCCGGCUUCUUUAUCCUGUAUGUUAUUUCCAUUGUCCCUCUGCUGUUGGCCAUUUUUGGUCUGGUUGGUGUCUGCCAAAAGAAGAUGUGGGCGCUAAUAUUGUUCACAGUUGGAAUGAUGCUGAUUAGUCUGUUGAUGUCUGUAUCUGAAGUUGCUGCGCUGGUCUAUCAUUCUGAGAUGGCUGGAGACAUCGAGGACGAGCACUUGGCUAUGGGACCACUGGUUAAUACUAGUGACAGUUUUCAAGACAUCUACAAAGAAGCACAGACAGAAUAUCAGUGUUGUGGAAUGGACCAGGGCUACGUGGACUGGGGCUACAACAUCCCAGAAUCUUGCCUGUGCACUGACCAGUCUAUGAAACCCUGUGUGGCAGCUCCUCCUGACAGCAUCCUCUUUUUUGACUACAGGACCAAUGACCAGCCCAUCAUGGUAUAUGAAGAGCCAUGCCUUCCAUACCUGGUUGCUGAGGAAUUACAUUUGAUUUUUAUUGUGUCGAGUGUGCUGAUUGCUUUCACACUAAUCUGGGUUUUGUCGAUAGUGUUGUGUAUUUUCAUCUUGUGUCGGAUGAAUCGGAGGGAGGACACCACUGUGAUGUUCUACACCCCGGAGGUGAACUACUAAAUGGGGGCGGAUUUCUUCAGUUUUUAUCUGUAGCUGAUACUCUGAUGAAUGUGUAUCAUCAUGUCAGCAUAUUCAGCUAAACAAUAACACAUACAGCUAAAGAAAAAACAUUGAUAUCAUGCAGUAUUUGAUAUAUGACAAGCUGCCUGUUACAUACACAAGUAUUUUUGCAGUAUUACUUUCAUUUCUAAGAUGUCAUUACUACAUGCACAAUGUAUAUGCAUGUAUUAUAGUGUAGUGUAUUAUGUGUUAUAGCAUGAGAAAAAAAAACAAAGAUAAUGUGAAAAAGAAAUAAAAAAUGUCAAAUUUU
Molecule: messenger RNA, 1310 nt
Organism: Paralichthys olivaceus (Japanese flounder)
Lineage: Eukaryota; Metazoa; Chordata; Actinopteri; Pleuronectiformes; Paralichthyidae
Product: tetraspanin-8-like
Cellular component (GO): plasma membrane
Source: RefSeq, a predicted model, not a curated record